AUGUCGACUUGUCCCUUACCAAUCCAAAUUCAGGAUGAGAAAGAUUGGGAGACCUUCGCCACAGCCAAUCAAGUCCAAGGGGUCAGUAUAUACCGACUUCUGAACUACAAGUCCGCAUCCAAGAUCGGAGCGCCUCAGUACCUUGCUCUGAGAGCGCUAUGGAGGUUCGAAGGUGCGCCCGCGUUCAAACCGCAGGAUUGGGGCAUCGAGGGGGUGAAAGCUGCCAAAGAGCUGUUGGGCCAACUUCAAAAGUGGGAAGCCUUCCUGCAAGCGGUCCCCCGUCUGGUGCCCCUGAACAGCAUUCUCCCCAUCCAGAGCGACCUGGGCAAAUUUGAGCUGAUAUGGUACUAUGGUCAACUCAUUCGUGGUUCCCCGGGCACAUCAGCACCCGAUAACGAUGACAAUCUGGACUUUGCUCCGAUUUCGCAAAGGACGAGGUCACAGACAUGGCGGCUGGACAGCCUGCACAUCCCGACUGAUCCAGGCCAUAACAUUCUCAAGAGGCGUUUCGCAAAGAUGCUCGAGGAAGCAGAAGCCCAAGAGCCACCCGUCACCCCGCCAACUACUUACACCCCUGGACCCGCCAAAGGAGAAGCCCCAGCUCUGCCAGUAUCUCCGUCAAAGCUUCCCUCCCCGGAGACCCCGGAAGAUGACUUGGACCUCGAUCCUACCUACGAAGAUGAUGAAGAGGACACGUUCCCCCCGGUUUCAGAUGAGAACAUUGUCAACUCAUACUUGGCUGGGUUUGCAAGUCUAGUGACCAUGACAGUCCCGGGAGUCCAGGCGCACUGGUCUCAGCAGCGAAAGGGGUUCAAAGUAAGCAACCGGGGUAACAAGUUAUACGAGGCACGCACCGACGGGCAUUUGUUCCUGGCUAAAAGCGAACGCACCAAAGCCAUCAUCGAGGUAAAGCCAAUGAUCCACGCAGAACCCAAUGAAAUAGCGGGUGACGCUUCAAAAAACAAAAGAUUCCUGCGGCUACUGUUCUCCAUGAAUCGACAUGAGAUCUAUCUCAUCAUUACCGAGUACAAUGCGGAUUACGUGGACUAUCUCAUCAACCCGGAUCGCAACUCCGACUAUCAGUCAUUCCUGACGAUGAAUCAGUUUGGGCCUUGGGAUAUUGCAACUACUAAGGAUGUUGAGAACAUCGGCUCGCUGAUUUUGGCGGUGACUCUGCAGUUUAGUAGAGGACUUCCAGUUGGUCGGCCGCCUCGUCCGGUGUCAGACUAG
Molecule: messenger RNA, 1230 nt
Organism: Aspergillus ibericus CBS 121593
Lineage: Eukaryota; Fungi; Ascomycota; Eurotiomycetes; Eurotiales; Aspergillaceae
Exons: 3
Coding region: 1-1230 (409 amino acids)
Source: RefSeq, a predicted model, not a curated record